Cryptomeria japonica (Japanese cedar) is the source of this 2754-nucleotide messenger RNA. RefSeq names its product LRR receptor kinase SERK2. Gene Ontology annotation, molecular function: protein binding; ATP binding; protein kinase activity. The transcript has 12 exons. Gene Ontology annotation, biological process: protein phosphorylation. The record is from RefSeq and is a predicted model, not a curated record. NCBI's taxonomy places the organism in Eukaryota, Viridiplantae, Streptophyta, Pinopsida, Cupressales, Cupressaceae. The coding region runs from base 753 to 2579 and encodes 608 amino acids.
CAACGACUCCACACACCUUUAGUAUGCCUAAUAAUACUCACGUGAAUCCGAAUCGACGGACCAGAUUUCCUUCGGGCCCACACAGCCUUCUUCCAUCUUUGCCACGUUAUCUAAUAGUGAGAUGUCUCGGCAGCCGCCUUGACCACUGACGCAUGCCCACGUGGCUGCUUCUGGAUAACGGUUAAAAUAAGGUACAAGUCACUAGUAAAGAACAAUCAAACAAAGAUUAAAGAAAAAAUGGCGUGUAACGAUGAAUGUUGACCAGCAUUUCCUUCGUCGUCUUCGGCGGCGGCGGAGUGGUGGUGGCGGAGCGGAACAAGAGCGGAGCGGAGCAGCGGGGUCGCUCGUUGUCCCAUCACGUCAGGGACACUUUCGGCAGUGGAGGAUUCUCACAGUGGGGGUAUUUAUUUGCUGAAUUCUCUAUUCUUUCUGUCCAUUUAGGCCAGCAGAGCGCAAAGAGCACAGUGCGUGGCUUUGACGGUGACUCUUUUGCGCUGUUCUACUGUAACACUGCUGCUGGCUGUUUUCUAGUCUAGGCUGAAUACAACCUCGAGGACGCUUCAUCGGUUCCACAGAAUGUGUGCUUGAUAACCAGUACAAGCAUGAUCCUUUUGAACUUAAGUAACUCUGGAAAUUGCUAUGAGGAAAAGUACAAUUCUCUCAAGGAAAGAAUGUGGAUACUUCAUCAGCUAAUAAUCUAACAUUCUGGAGAUUAUAUAUAGCUGUUGAAAAAUUGAUGGUUUAUCUGAAAUAUGCAUUCUAUGGCGAACUGGCUUGUAUUUCUUAUUCUUCUAUACUGUCCAUGCUUUAUAGCUGCAACAAAUGCUGAAGGUCAAGCAUUACUUGAACUCAAAGCAGGACUAAAGGAAUCUACAGACUUACUUGGAACUUGGGAUCCAAAUUUAGUGGAACCCUGCACUAGUUGGUCUCACAUCACCUGCAGUGGAGGACAUGUUACAGCUGUGCACUUGGAAUCUAUGGGAUUUUCAGGUACCUUAUCCCCUCGUAUUGGCGAGCUGACGUACCUCAAUAUCCUAGGACUAGAGGAUAAUCACAUAUCUGGUAGCCUACCACCAGAACUUGGUAACAUGACAAAUCUACAAAAUUUGAAUCUGUCAAACAAUGAUUUCACUGGAGAUAUCCCUAGCUCAUUGGGUCGGCUGUCUUAUCUUCAGUACUUAGUGCUAAAAAACAACAAUCUCACAGGAGAGAUACCAUCUUCAAUAACAAAGAUUUCAACUUUGAUAGAAGUGGACUUGUCUUUUAAUGAUCUCACUGGACAAAUCCCAGAAGCCCUAUUUCAAAGACCUGAAUACAAUUUCUCGGGUAAUAAACUUAAUUGUGGUUCAAAUUUACAGCACCCAUGUGCUUCUACUCUCAAUUCAAAUUCAGGUGGUUCCAAAUCAAUAGUUGGAGUCCUGAUUGGAAGUAUUGGAGGGACAGUUGUAGUUUUGACAUGCUUUAUCUUCCUUUUGUGGAAGUGUUGGUGGUUGCGCUACAGGAAAGAGAUUUUUGUUGAUGUUUCUGGUGAGGAUGACAGAAAGAUUUCUUUUGGGCAGUUGAAGAGGUUUUCAUGGCGUGAAUUGCAGCUUGCAACAGAUGAUUUUAGUGAGAAGAAUGUGCUUGGACAGGGAGGUUUCGGUAAAGUAUAUAAAGGAGUACUUGGAGAUAACACCAAGGUUGCAAUUAAACGAUUGACUGACUAUAACAGCCCUGGUGGAGAAGCUGCAUUUUUGCGGGAAGUUGAGAUGAUUAGCGUGGCAGUUCACCGUAACCUUCUAAGAUUGAUAGGAUUUUGUAUUGCUUCUUCUGAAAGGCUUCUUGUUUAUCCUUUCAUGCAAAACCUCAGUGUUGCAUACCGUCUACGUGAGCUUAAACCUGGGGAGAAGGGACUGGACUGGCCCACUCGGAAACAUGUAGCUUUUGGUGCAGCACGUGGUUUGGAGUACCUUCACGAGCAUUGCAAUCCAAAGAUUAUUCACCGAGAUUUAAAGGCUGCCAACAUUUUGCUAGAUGAAGACUUUGAAGCAGUAGUUGGUGAUUUUGGACUAGCAAAGCUGGUUGAUACUAAAAAAACUCAUGUUACGACACAAGUUCGUGGGACCAUGGGUCACAUUGCUCCAGAGUACUUAUCAACUGGAAAGUCAUCAGAGAAGACAGAUGUAUUUGGGUAUGGCAUUAUGCUUUUGGAACUUGUCACAGGACAGCGUGCUAUAGACUUUUCGCGCCUUGAAGAAGAAGAUGAUGUGUUACUACUUGAUCAUGUCAAAAAGUUGCAAAGAGAGAAGAGGCUGGAUGUUAUUUUAGACAGAAAUCUGAAGCAGAACUAUGAUCCAAAAGAAGUUGAAGCAGUAAUCCAAGUCGCAUUAUUAUGCACACAAACCUCACCUGAGGACCGGCCCAAGAUGACAGAAGUUGUACGAAUGUUGGAAGGAGAAGGCCUGGCAGAGCGCUGGGAGGAAUGGCAGCAACUUGAAGUGACUCGCUGGCAAGAAUACACAGUAUUGCCUCGAAGAUUUCAGUGGACUGAGGAUUCUACAUAUAACCAGGAGGCCAUUGAGCUUUCUUCGGCAAGAUGAUUGUAUAGUUUUUCUGAUUUGUUAUUUUUAUAUAUUAGUAAUUCAUAGAAUACCAUUGUCAAAAUUCCAAAAUGAUUUACUGAGAGUAUGAGUUUAUCUCAUAACCUAUCAAUCAACUUCUAUAGAUUGUGGGGCUCACAUGUCAUCAUUUAUUUGAAGGGGAUUUUUUUCCUUA